CGGGCUGGGGCGGCGGCGCCUGCGAGAGGGCGGACCGGGUCAGCUGCUGCAGGCGGAGCCGCGCGCGGAGCUGUGGGCGGCUGCCGAGUGUCCUGCCGCCGCCCAGCCUUCGCCACGAUGCCGGGGAUCGACAAGCUGCCCAUUGAAGAGACCCUGGAGGACAGUCCGCAGACAAGGUCUUUACUGGGUGUAUUUGAAGAAGAUGCUACUGCUAUUUCCAAUUAUAUGAACCAAUUGUAUCAAGCUAUGCAUCGGAUUUAUGAUGCACAGAAUGAAUUGAGUGCAGCAACACACCUGACUUCAAAACUUUUGAAAGAAUAUGAAAAACAGCGCUUUCCUCUGGGGGGUGAUGAUGAAGUUAUGAGCUCUACUUUACAGCAGUUCUCCAAGGUCAUAGAUGAGCUUAGUUCUUGUCAUGCAGUACUUUCAACUCAACUUGCUGAUGCCAUGAUGUUCCCCAUUUCCCAGUUUAAAGAAAGAGAUCUGAAAGAAAUAUUGACACUAAAAGAGGUAUUUCAAAUUGCUAGUAAUGAUCAUGACGCUGCAAUUAAUAGGUACAGCCGGUUGUCAAAAAAGAGAGAAAAUGACAAGGUAAAGUAUGAAGUAACAGAGGAUGUAUAUACUUCCAGGAAAAAACAACACCAGACCAUGAUGCAUUAUUUUUGUGCACUAAAUACUCUUCAGUACAAGAAGAAAAUAGCUUUGUUAGAACCUCUACUUGGAUACAUGCAGGCUCAGAUAAGUUUCUUUAAGAUGGGUUCUGAAAAUCUCAAUGGACAACUGGAAGAAUUCUUAGCUAACAUUGGAACAAGUGUACAGAAUGUUCGAAGAGAAAUGGAUGGUGAUGUAGAGACCAUGCAGCAGACAAUAGAAGACUUGGAGGUAGCCAGUGACCCUUUAUAUCUGCCUGACCCAGAUCCCACCAAGUUUCCUGUCAAUCGAAAUUUAACCCGAAAGGCUGGAUAUCUAAAUGCUAGGAAUAAAACAGGCUUGGUGUCAUCUACCUGGGAUAGACAGUUUUACUUCACGCAGGGUGGAAACUUAAUGAGUCAAGCCCGUGGAGAUGUGGCAGGAGGCCUAGCCAUGGACAUAGACAACUGUUCAGUGAUGGCUGUCGACUGUGAAGAUAGACGAUACUGUUUUCAGAUCACUUCUUUUGAUGGAAAAAAAUCUUCAAUUUUGCAAGCAGAGAGUAAAAAGGACCAUGAAGAGUGGAUCUGCACAAUAAACAACAUAUCUAAACAAAUAUACUUGAGUGAAAAUCCAGAGGAAACUGCUGCUCGAGUGAAUCAGUCUGCUCUAGAAGCUGUCACUCCUUCCCCGUCUUUCCAGCAGAGACACGAGAGCCUGCGUCCAGGAGGACAAUCUCGGCCACCAACAGCUCGGACCAGCAGUUCAGGAUCCUUGGGAUCAGAGUCUUCAAAUUUGGCUGCCCUCUCUCUAGAUUCUCUUGUUGCUCCAGAUACGCCAAUACAGUUUGAUAUAAUUUCUCCUGUGUGUGAAGAUCAGCCUGGCCAGGCAAAAGCCUUUGGUCAAGGAGGCAGGCGCACAAACCCAUUUGGAGAAUCUGGAGGAAGCACAAAAUCAGAAACAGAAGACUCUAUUCUUCAUCAGCUAUUCAUUGUCCGAUUCCUUGGUUCUAUGGAGGUAAAGUCAGAUGACCAUCCAGAUGUUGUCUAUGAAACAAUGCGCCAGAUCUUAGCUGCACGGGCCAUUCACAACAUCUUUCGUAUGACAGAAUCACAUUUAUUAGUCACUUGUGACUGUUUGAAGUUAAUUGAUCCGCAGACCCAAGUUACAAGACUCACAUUUCCAUUAUCGUGUGUAGUUCUGUAUGCUACGCACCAGGAAAAUAAACGACUUUUUGGAUUUGUUCUCCGGACAUCAGGCGGAAGAAGUGAGAGUAACUUGUCAUCAGUCUGCUAUAUAUUCGAAUCAAACAAUGAGGGGGAAAAGAUUUGUGAUUCUGUUGGAUUGGCAAAACAGAUAGCUUUGCAUGCUGAACUGGAUCGUAGGGCAUCAGAAAAACAAAAAGAAAUAGAGAGAGUAAAAGAGAAACAACAGAAAGAACUCAGCAAACAGAAACAGAUUGAGAAGGACUUGGAAGAACAGAGUCGGUUGAUAGCUGCCUCCAGUAGACCAAGCCAGGCUGGUAGUGAGGGCCAGCUUGUUCUUAGCAGUAGCCAAUCCGAGGAAAGUGAUUUGGGAGAAGAAGGGAAAAAGAGAGAGUCGGAGGCAUAAACUUGUUGCUUUUUGAUUUCCCCUUCCCUGGAAUGUGGCACAGCGUAUCCAUGCUAAAGAUCAAGGAAGAGAUCUCACUUUCUAUUGUGUGUUUCGGCCUCAUUUAAAAGGACUGAACUUGAUAACAGGUUCUAUCGAACAUUUCCCCUUACAAAUAAAAUACUAUGCAUUAUCAUCCAACUCCGCUUUCCUAAACAAGACCUACUUACUUUUCUGUAGUAGAUUGCUGAGGGAUUACACUUGCUCAAGAUACUUUUCCUUUAAAUUGUGAACAUUUUAUCUUGCACUGUAAUUGGGCUGUCUCUAUAAGAAAUCCUUUAUUCGGAUUCUGACAUUCAUGUAUGGACUCUCUCCCUUUCAUUAGGAAUGUCUUAUGGGUAGUGAGGAAGUGCUCAACUAAAUGAGCUUGAAAUCCUUUAUGUGGGGAAUUCUACAAGUUUGCAAAUGUUCUAACAAUAUUGAGUGUGCAAUAGAAUUUGUACAAAAUCACUAGGACAGGGUAGGCGGUGCUGUUGACGUCAGGAUGUUUUGUGGCUUGCUCGCUUUCUCUGAUGUACUAGAUCAUGGCAGUGGGAGAGACCCCAGUGUCUGUCGGUGUUUGAUGCAGUCCUUGGUAUUUUGUUACCAUCUUCUCAGUUCUCAGGUUGGGACUUACUGCUGCAGAACAGGAAGGGUUAGAGUAAGACUUCAGAAUUUAUUGAGAUUGUUGUUGUUCAGACAUUUUAUAUUAGAAUUGACAUGUAAAGGGAGAGUUGUAGACUGAUACAUUGUAUUUUCUGUAUUGUGGAAUAAUUUUUAAUGACAAUGAAUGACAUUUCAAAAGAUGUUCUAUAAUAAUUAUGUUUACUGCUUAAAUAAAAAUGUGCAGUUUAGUUUAGAAAACAAUCUUAAAUUUCAGACUAAUAAUCCCAGUAUUUUCAUAAUCCCACAUUUUGAUAAUGUAUUGACUUGCCACUUUAUAUCCACAAAGGCAAAUAACUAAUUUAUGAGUAUAGAAUAAUUUGCACUAAUUAUUGUAAAUACUUUUACUUUUCAAAUGAGUAAAAGAUCUAAUUCCAUGAAAGACUGAAAAGGAAUUGAACACCUCAUAGAAUAUAGGAUCAAGGAUGGAGUUAGCUUGCUACCAAGGUUGACAUGUCUCUCCAAUCUGUCUUCUGUCAAAACUUUCUUUACUUGGAUUUUAAACUGUGUUUAUAGAUUUUAUUUUCAUGUGUUCUACAUGAAAAGGUGUAUAUAUACAUAUGUAUACAAGUUAAAUAUAUUGAUUAGUAUUUUACAUAAUCAUAUAUUUAUAGAUUUUUCAAGAGGUUAACCAUUAAUUUCACAAGUAGUUUUCUCUUUGUUCUGAAUUAGAAGUUGUUUCUGUUUAGUUUUCAACAUAUAGCUCAAUUUCACACUCUGUAAGUAUACUGUUUUCUGUAGGAACAAGAUAACAAUAUAUAUAGGAUCAUGAUAUUCUUUUUAUCCAUGUGCCAAAUGGGACUAAUGGUUACUUAAUACUCUUUUUUUUUUUUAACUUAAUACUCUUUAAAGUCUUACGUUCGCCCAAACAUGUAGUUAAUAUCAGUCUUGUUGGGCUUACGAAGGGAGCGCUCUCAUAGCAGUGUUUCCUUCCUGUUAAACUGUGAACUGCUGUGCUUAGAACGUGAGUAGUGGUGACAAGUCUUGCUUUCAAGACCCUUUUUUGUUGAGAUUGGUAAGGUUUCUGGGUUUUGUUGUUGUUGCUAUUGUUUGAUUUUUGGCAGUGAUAGGGAUCAAACCCAGGGUCUUAAUAAACUACCACAGAGCCACACCCAUCCACACCCCAGGCUUUUAGUUUCAUGAAGUCUUUUCUUGAUAGAAAUGGCAUGCUUACUUCAGAUGAAAUGUACUUUAUAACAAGAGUAGUCCUCAUCAGGAGGCACUUUUAUUGGGUUGCUGCUUUGCAUAGUAGCAAAAUACUGAUAUUUGGAUAAAAAUUUAGGCCAGAGGUAAGAAUUUUUUUUUUAAUUCCUUUUAAGUCAUGUUUCAUAGGAAUUCCCGAAUUUCUUUCUUGUCCAUGGGUCAGACCAAAAAUGUGUUCCAGUACCCAGGACACAUCCUGAGCGGAUCAAACAGCUUCAGGUGGUUUAACUUCUGUCACUAUUAGACUGUAUGGAAUUUUGCUCAUCAGCUUUAGUCAGUUCUCCUGCUUGAAGAAGGCUGCUGUGAACUUCUUCUUAAAUGUUAGUGCAGAUCUUCUAUUUAGAAACUAACAAAAUUGCUUUUAAGAAAAUGAAAUUUAGCCUACCUAUUUCUACUCUGCAUUCUGUUACCUAUAUUGACAGUACUUGUAUAACUGUGGUAAUAAACUCAAUAAAAAUCACUUCUGCAUCCUUGCUAGAAACUUGCUAUAAAUUUGCUAAAGACUAAAACCAUCCAUUUGAACAGACUCAAAUGAAGCUAACCUUGUUUUUGCCAUUAUUUAAUGAUUACUUGGUGUUUAAUUUAAAAAGAAUUGCUAGCUAGCUCCACAGUGUUGGGAUGAUGAAGCUGCCAUUGUUUUUGAGAAAGGAUAGCAGUUGUAAUAGUGUGGUUUGUGCAGUGAACACACACGAGUAACCACAGGAACCACACUCUUUACAGUUUGAACUGAUAAUGCUGGCAGGCCUAUAAAGCUAGUAUAUUACAAAGUCUUCUGACAUAUGAAUGAAAUGAAAAAAGUUGCUUUUAAUAGAGUGAGAAUUUAGAUCAUAUUUUUAAAUAUUUAAACACCAGUGUAUGUAGCAAGCAAACUUCUAAUUUUGUUUUUAGGAAGUUCAUUUUAUUUCUUUUUGAGAUUUUUAUUCUACAUUAAUAACAAAGAUUUGAAACUAGAACUAUACUGAACUUUUUUAAAUGGUAAGAUGAAAUGGAUUUUAAAAGAAAAAUUAUUUAAAAUUUCUUUGUUUAAAAAUACUGUUAAUCAGCCUGGCGGUGGUGGCGCACUCCUGUAAUCCCAGCACUUGGGAGGCAGAAGCAAGCGGAUUUCUGAGUUUGAGGCCAGCCUGGUCUACAGAGUGAGCUCCAGGACAGCCAGGGCUACACAGAGAAACCCUGUCUUGAAAAAACCAAAUCCAAAAAAACAAAAACAAAAAACAAACAAACAAAAAAUACUGUUAAUCAAAAUACUUCUAAGUAUUUUAAAAGUCUUCAUUAGGCUGAUUCCAAUGUAUUUUUCCAGGAAUAUUAUUAUUAAUAGCCUAAGCUUAUUAAAACUACAAUAAAUAGAAGUCCGAGGGUUGGACACACCAAGAGCAAUGACUUCACUGAUCUCUCGAUUUUCAUUUUUCUAGCUUUGACCUCCUCUCAGGCGCUGUCUUGGAAAGGUUCUGGUCCUGCGGCCUCUCUUCGACUGUCCUGACAGAUGUCAUCCUUUUCACGGGCCUCUAUCCUCUUUCCACAUGGGUUUCGAUCCCAGCUCUCCUGUCUCUGGUUGCCUGGGCCACUGCUCUGAGUUUCUCUUCAUGUUUCUCCUUUUCUUUUUGAGCCAUCUUUCUCUCUACUUGGGUUUCCAUUUUCACCGCUUCCCAAGCCUUCCAAUGAGCAAUGUAUAGGGCUUCAGUUAGUUUGGCAAAUUUUUCAUUUAUAUGGGCCAUCUGAAGUCCUAUUCCCUCAGCAGCCAGCCGUUUAUCUACUGGAAUGGUAUCCCCCUUAGAGUUCUUCCACUUGGAAAUACAAGGAGGGCUUUUCCAUUCUUGCUGUUUCUUUACAGUCAUCUUCUGAGGAGGAGAUGGUGGUCCUGAGCGAAUUUUAUUUUGAAUCUUGAAGGCUCCAUUGGGUCUUUCUGCAUUUCUACUAUCCAAAUAACCCUCUGUUUUGCUCCAGAAUUGAAUGCUACUCCUUAGUGAGAUGGUGUGUCACUGGUGAGCACCAUCUCCGAAGGAGGACUGAGACAUGUCCGAAAGAUGACUCAUUCUUCCUGAGAUAGGGCUUCUGUGUCGUCCUGGGAGCCCUGGGACUCUUUCUACAGACCAGGUUGGCCUAGAUCAGAUAUCUGCUUGCCGCUGCCUCCCAAGUUGAAGGCAGCAGAGAGAGACUACUGUCCAUACUGAACUUUGAGUUAGUCUCUGGCUAGUUUUGUGAGUAACCGACUUCAGUUAUGUGAAUACUGGGGAUUAACUGAUAACUGAUGUGUAAGACUGCUUUGUAUACUUUGUGGGUUUUGUAAUGUAAGUAAAUUGAUUAACUCUUAUUUCACUGAUACUAACCAAGUGUGCAGUGUACAGUUGAAAAUCAUUCAGCAUCUCUCUUUAAAAUUGGAUUUGUGAUCAUGGUAUAGCUUGUGGAGCAGAAGACUUAUUUUUCCAUUUGUCAAAAUAGGUAUUUGCUGACAAGGCUUCAAGAAAUAUGUUGUUGGAUUUUUUAAAUGUAUAAUAAAGUCCAUGAUUUUUA
This is a messenger RNA of Apodemus sylvaticus (European woodmouse), 6633 nucleotides long. RefSeq names its product adaptor protein, phosphotyrosine interacting with PH domain and leucine zipper 1 (gene Appl1). Gene Ontology annotation, cellular component: cytoplasm; endosome membrane. The record is from RefSeq and is a predicted model, not a curated record. NCBI's taxonomy places the organism in Eukaryota, Metazoa, Chordata, Mammalia, Rodentia, Muridae. Gene Ontology annotation, molecular function: identical protein binding. The transcript has 22 exons. Bases 118 to 2241 code for a protein of 707 amino acids. Gene Ontology annotation, biological process: signaling.